Messenger RNA from Homo sapiens (human), 1233 nucleotides. It is a transcript of the gene PEMT, whose product is annotated as phosphatidylethanolamine N-methyltransferase. Bases 280 to 1005 code for a protein of 241 amino acids. Gene Ontology annotation, cellular component: endoplasmic reticulum; endoplasmic reticulum membrane; mitochondrial membrane. Gene Ontology annotation, biological process: phosphatidylcholine biosynthetic process; positive regulation of cold-induced thermogenesis. Gene Ontology annotation, molecular function: phosphatidyl-N-methylethanolamine N-methyltransferase activity; S-adenosylmethionine-dependent methyltransferase activity; phosphatidylethanolamine N-methyltransferase activity. The transcript is spliced from 7 exons. Lineage: Eukaryota; Metazoa; Chordata; Mammalia; Primates; Hominidae. The record is from RefSeq and is a predicted model, not a curated record.
GUGCACUCAAGAUUGUCCCCUGUCGAGUGUGGGCGAGGAGAGGCACACCACUAUUGUUUUAAUUUGCUUUUACCUGAUUCCUGGUAGGUUGAGCAUCUCUUCACAUUUAUCUCAGCUGCUUGGGUUUCCUCUGGGGCCUCUGAGAACCCUCAUCCAGGAGGGUCUCGGUCACACCAGGGUUGGUGUCACCUCCCUUCAGGGUGCCAGGCACCCCUCUUCAGAGGUGCUGAUUUCCUCAUCUGGCAUCCAGGCACAUUUCUGCGGCCGCCCUCCCAGGACAUGACACAGCUCAUUAGGUUUCAGCUUUUUAUCUUCCCUUUUAUGAGACUACACUGUAGUAACCUUUGCCGGACUUGGAUGUUCCCAGGCCUCCCAGUGUGUUCCCAGAGGGCAGACUUCUGCGUUAUGACCCGGCUGCUGGGCUACGUGGACCCCCUGGAUCCCAGCUUUGUGGCUGCCGUCAUCACCAUCACCUUCAAUCCGCUCUACUGGAAUGUGGUUGCACGAUGGGAACACAAGACCCGCAAGCUGAGCAGGGCCUUCGGAUCCCCCUACCUGGCCUGCUACUCUCUAAGCGUCACCAUCCUGCUCCUGAACUUCCUGCGCUCGCACUGCUUCACGCAGGCCAUGCUGAGCCAGCCCAGGAUGGAGAGCCUGGACACCCCCGCGGCCUACAGCCUGGGCCUCGCGCUCCUGGGACUGGGCGUCGUGCUCGUGCUCUCCAGCUUCUUUGCACUGGGGUUCGCUGGAACUUUCCUAGGUGAUUACUUCGGGAUCCUCAAGGAGGCGAGAGUGACCGUGUUCCCCUUCAACAUCCUGGACAACCCCAUGUACUGGGGAAGCACAGCCAACUACCUGGGCUGGGCCAUCAUGCACGCCAGCCCCACGGGCCUGCUCCUGACGGUGCUGGUGGCCCUCACCUACAUAGUGGCUCUCCUAUACGAAGAGCCCUUCACCGCUGAGAUCUACCGGCAGAAAGCCUCCGGGUCCCACAAGAGGAGCUGAUUGAGCUGCAACAGCUUUGCUGAAGGCCUGGCCAGCCUCCUGGCCUGCCCCAAGUGGCAGGCCCUGCGCAGGGCGAGAAUGGUGCCUGCUGCUCAGGGCUCGCCCCCGGCGUGGGCUGCCCCAGUGCCUUGGAACCUGCUGCCUUGGGGACCCUGGACGUGCCGACAUAUGGCCAUUGAGCUCCAACCCACACAUUCCCAUUCACCAAUAAAGGCACCCUGACCCCAA